AAUUAAAAUUAAAAUGAUAAUUUGAACGGCAGUGGGAGUGUGAAGCGAGAAGAGGCUAAUAAGAUUAGAUUGGAUAAGAAGUCAUUCAUUUCAUUCAUUCGUUCAGUGAAACAAAGAAAAGAGAAAUGGCGGGUUGUACAAUAUCACUUGGAAGUGGAACCGCCUUCGCCUUCGCUGCCGUCCGCUCAACCAACACUCACAGACCUUCUUCACCCUCACUCCAAUUAGGGUUCCUCAAUUCUCAGUUAAGCGGCCUCAAAAUCUCCUCCCAGACUUCACUCAAUUUGCCCACACGCAUUGUUGCUUCCCCAUUUCAACCAAUUGUUGCUCGGAGAGUGUGUCCCUUUACUGGAAAGAAAGCAAACAGGGCUAACAAAGUAUCUUUUUCAAACCAUAAGACAAAGAAACUUCAGUUUGUAAACCUCCAGUACAAGAGAGUUUGGUGGGAAGCUGGGAAGCGUUAUGUAAAGCUUCGUCUGUCAACUAAGGCAUUGAAGACCAUAGAGAAGAAUGGACUUGAUGCAGUAGCCAAAAAGGCUGGAAUUGAUCUUCGUAAGAAAUAGGAGUACCUUAUUGUGAUUGUAAUUGAGUAAAAGGAUAAAUCCAUGUUUCAUUAAUUUUUCUUGUAGAAUUUCUUUUCUUAAUGUAUUUUUUUGUGACUAGGGUUUGAUUCUGGCUACGAUCAAAAGCAACCUAGUUAUGUAGAAACAAAAAUUGUGAAUUUGUGACAUGAAUCUCACGAAUGAUAAAGAGUUUGAUUCGGAUGAAA
Molecule: messenger RNA, 769 nt
Organism: Cicer arietinum (chickpea)
Lineage: Eukaryota; Viridiplantae; Streptophyta; Magnoliopsida; Fabales; Fabaceae
Product: large ribosomal subunit protein bL28c
Biological process (GO): translation
Cellular component (GO): ribosome
Molecular function (GO): structural constituent of ribosome
Source: RefSeq, a predicted model, not a curated record